GGUUUGACCUCUGAAACGUCAACAGCGUAGCCUACGCAUUCCUGGAAAAAUGGCGUCUGUGUCGGAUCUGUACGAUGUAACUUGGGAAGAUAUGAGGGACAAACUCCGGAAAUGGAGAGAGGAAAAUUACAGAAACAGCGAACAGAUUGUGGACGUAGGAGAAGAACUGAUUAAUGAUCACGCUUCAAAGCUUGGAGAUGAUGUUUGGAUUAUUUAUGAGCAGGUGAUGAUAGCGGCGUUGGACUGCUGUCGGGAUGAUUUGGCCUGGACUUGUCUACAGGAACUGAAGAGGCAGUUUCCAGAUAGCCACAGAGUGAAGCGAUUAGCGGGCAUGCGGCUAGAGGCUUUGGAAAGGUACGACGAUGCCAACAAGUUGUACGAUGCAAUACUGCAAGACGACCCGACCAAUACGUCGGCCAGGAAACGCAAGAUCUCCAUCCUGAAAGCCCAGGGGAAGACGGCCGAGGCCAUCCGCGAGCUCAACGAGUAUUUGGAGCAGUUUGUGGGAGACCAGGAAGCAUGGCACGAGUUGUCGGAACUCUACAUCAACGAGCACGAUUACGCCAAGGCUGCCUUUUGCCUGGAAGAGCUGAUGAUGUCCAACCCGCACAACCACUUGUACUGUGAGCAGUAUGCCGAGGUGAAGUACACCCAGGGUGGCAUGGACAACCUGGAGCUGGCCAGGAAGUAUUUUUCCCAGGCGCUGAAGCUGAACAACAGGAACAUGCGCGCCCUGUUCGGACUCUACAUGUCUGCCAGUCAUAUAGCAGCCAGUCCUAAAGUCAGUGCCAAGAUGAAGAAGGACAACGUGAAGUACGCAGCCUGGGCUGCCAGUCAAAUCAACAGAGCCUAUCAGAUGGCUGGGCGUGGUGCGAAAGAGAACAAGUGUUCUGUGAAGGCGGUGGAGGAGAUGCUGGAGUCUAUGCAGAUCACCAUGUCCUGAGUGAAGCGGCCCCAAUGGAGUCCAUGUGGAGGACCUUCCCCUCGCCUUCCUGCUCGGCAUCAGCUUCGCCAGUGGUUCCCAUUUUUUUUCCUGCUGGGACCCCCUUUUAGACUUCAGAAUAUGUUCGCGACCCUCCCUAGGCAAAUUUUUGUCCAUUAAUAUCGCUAGAUUUUCCAUUGAUAGUUUGUCCGCUAAUAUUGCUAGAAAUCCACAGGACAACAAGUACAUUUAUUAACCAUACAAGUGAAUGCAAGUCCCACUUGUCUGCGACCCCCCCCCUCCUUCAGUACCUCCGUGCCCCCCAGUUUGGGAACCACCGAGCUGGGGCCCGGUCUACACCCACCCUCUUUACCACUACAUGGCAGCUCCUGGUUCAUCACAGCGCCCAUGCCGACCCCCCACCCCACAUCUCUCUCCGUACCUUCAGUGGGGAAACGCCACCUGACCUAUCAGUGCCGCCCCUCUCUCUCUACACCCGUCUCGGAGAACCUCCACCACUGGCUACACUCACCUCCCUUUGGUGAACCUCCAUCCAUAGCCUCCCUCACCCACCUCUGUGCACACCCAACUUGGUGAAUCAGAAAGUGGGGAAACCACCAUUCCAGCACCCUUUCCCACUCUUCUAUUUUUUGUUGUUUUGUUUUGCUGUUUGUUUUUUUGUUGUUUUUUAAUGCCGUUAGGGAACUCCACACAGCACAAAAUCAGGGACUAGAAUGUGAAUAGAUGACUGUAAAUGUUAUUUAAAAAAAAUUGGAAGAGGCAGCGAGUGUGUGACCUGUUUGACCCGUGUCUGAAUGAUGUGACCUUUUUACCAUGACCGAAUCCCAGGGAUCGGCCCACUGCCCGUCUCAAUAAAGAGAGUUAUACGUAGUACAGAAAAAUGACUAAUAAAUUAAGGAUGAAGACGACUGAAAA
Engraulis encrasicolus (European anchovy) is the source of this 1858-nucleotide messenger RNA. RefSeq names its product ER membrane protein complex subunit 2 (gene emc2). The record is from RefSeq and is a predicted model, not a curated record. The transcript is spliced from 11 exons. NCBI's taxonomy places the organism in Eukaryota, Metazoa, Chordata, Actinopteri, Clupeiformes, Engraulidae. Gene Ontology annotation, biological process: protein folding in endoplasmic reticulum. Gene Ontology annotation, cellular component: EMC complex. The coding region runs from base 50 to 943 and encodes 297 amino acids. Gene Ontology annotation, molecular function: protein binding.